Limulus polyphemus (Atlantic horseshoe crab) is the source of this 1075-nucleotide messenger RNA. RefSeq names its product coadhesin-like. The record is from RefSeq and is a predicted model, not a curated record. The annotation marks the transcript as partial. The transcript has 7 exons. Lineage: Eukaryota; Metazoa; Arthropoda; Merostomata; Xiphosura; Limulidae.
AUGUCGCUGAUGAAACACGUUAGUCGUGAUACAAAUUCUUCACUGUUGGCUGUGAUACAGGUUUGCAGCAUGGCUGGAGGGGCUGGCCUUACUGUCUUUGAGGAGGAUUUGGUCAUUGCUGGUGGUCUAGUAAUGUUCUUGAUUGGGGUCAGGGUAGUGGUGGAUGGUACCUGGGGUAUUUGGGGUUUGUGGAACAAAUGCCAAGGAACCUGUGGUCAGCAAGGUUUUCGAGUAAGACAUCGGACUUGUAACAACCCUAAACCACAACACAAUGGAUACCAUUGUUCUGGGAACAACAGAGAAGAGGAAUCCUGCUUAGUAUUUGGUUGUGAUAUUGCAACAGCUCGUACUUCUUCAGAUCCAGGAAGAGCAUCUGCUGCUACAAGGGUAGAGAUAUUCCACAAGAAGUAUCCAGAGCUGAAAACAGAGUGCUUUUAUAGACAUUGUAUGCUUUCUUUUGUAAAAGGAAUAAUCACAGAGGAGAAAGAAGCUAACAAGUAUUGGUCUUGCUUGACCUGCACAAAAUAUGGAAAAGGCUGUCCUGUUUCUGGAGGAUAUUCUGAUUGGGAAACAUGGGGUGCAUGUUCCAGUGAGUGUGGGAAAGGUCAGCAGUUUCGAAUGAGAAUUUGUGAUAAUCCACCACCUAACUCUGAGGAUAUUGGAUGCACUGGUCCAACACAUGAAGUUAAAGAUUGCUUAGAUGCAGAAUGCUCAGAUGAAAUUCCUACUGAAAGGGUGUUGAUGACAAGCUGGAGUGAAUGGUCGGCUUGUUCUGUUACAUGUGGAGAGUAUGGAACACAAGAGAGUAUACGUACUCGUAUUGGUCAGCCUGGUGCCUAUAAUGUUUCAAAAGAACUAAAGUGGACAAAACCAUGCUUUCUUGGAAGAUGUACUGAAGAUGGAGGCUGGAGUGAAUGGUCAAAUUGGACAGAAUGUACGGCAUUAUGUGGAAAGGGUAAUCAAGUUCGUCUGCGGCUUUGUAACAACUCAAAACCUGAAGAUGAUGCCACAUGUGAAGGGAAUGAAACAAUAAGCCAGAAGUGUGAGAUUGUUAUGGAGAACUGCAAAGAUAAAA